AUGGCAGCCCCUCAAACUAAAAGCACCAAAGACCUUGACGGAAACUGGGUGAUGAACAAGGACUUGUCGGACAGUUCUGACCCAAUUCUCAAAAUCCAAGGCAUCGGAUAUCUUACUCGUAAAGGCGUUGGCCUAGCAACAAUUCACCUGAACAUCAAGCAGUAUGAAAGCGUUCCCAUGACACCGAGCGCAAGUACCGGCAAAGUCACUUGCAUUGAGUUCACUCAGACAGCUUCUGGCUUGAAGAGCACCGAGGAGGUGCGGUAUCUGGACGACGAAUUCCGCGAUCAACAUGACUGGCUUUUUGGCACGGUCAAGGUACAGGCCCGAUGGGUGGCCCUGGAGGAUAUUGACGAUGCAUUUUUGAAGGGGGGGUUUCUAGUUGAAGGUGAGGGCAAGAACCUUGUGCUCAGUCAUGCUGUGAGCCAAGGGAAAGGCUGGACUGCUACUCAGGUUUGGGGGUUCCAAGUAGUUGAGGAUGAGAGACGGUACUGCAUGCGCGUGGUAGUCGUCUCCAAAGAUGGCCAAAAGGCCCAGGCUCGGUUCGUCUAUGAUUAUCAGUCAGAGUAG
This is a messenger RNA of Fusarium keratoplasticum, 570 nucleotides long. RefSeq lists its product as uncharacterized. The record is from RefSeq and is a predicted model, not a curated record. NCBI's taxonomy places the organism in Eukaryota, Fungi, Ascomycota, Sordariomycetes, Hypocreales, Nectriaceae. The transcript is spliced from 2 exons. Bases 1 to 570 code for a protein of 189 amino acids.